UGUUAAUCAAAAGUUACUGAGGCUAGGUGUCUGCAAAUACGGUUGCCUACAGCCGGCGUCCAGUCACCUGGUCUCUUUUGCCUUUUAGCCGGUUUUCUCGAUUCUUGGAAAGCAUUAUCAAUUGCUCAACACACGCUCUUCUCUGCUUCCCCUUUUCACGUUGCCUAGUAGUGAACAAACCACUCAGCUCUCCUCUCUAGAGGAUGAAACGUGGUUUAAGAAGGCAGUAUUAUGCUCCCACUAAUGAGGGAUUUUCGUCACGCAGCUGCAGUCAGCAGUAAAAGGUUCUAGGUUACUCCUUCGCGUAAACUAAAGGAUAAAUGUACAACAGUGAAAGUUUCCGAAUAUUUGAGUAAUGUCAGAUUAACAAGGGACUGUUGCAGACUCAACGGGUCUCCUACUCACCUUAGAACCACUUUUGUCAAGAAUAAUCAUAAUUCAUCUAUUUUCCACUAUCCGAAAAUGAGUUCUGGUCGUUGGCAACUAUAGCUUAAAUAAUUCUUUUAGCAGCGACGGAUGUUGUUAUGCUGUUUUACCUAGUAUCACAAUAUUUCAGUUAUAGAAGUACCAUCCCGUAUGGAUAAGGAUAUCACAGCACAUUUACAGAAGCAGAGAAGAAUAGCCGUGACUGCGGCACAAUAACACAGGUACCCAUUGUAGUAACGGCAAUGCACGGAGAGACGGUGGCAAUUAGCAAAACUAAUCUUGAGAGUCUAAGGACUUGGCAGAAAAGCAACGCCCGAUACUUAAAGUGACGCCUGCUUAUGGAGGAUAUGCGGAAGCGAUCCACGGUAUGCAAGCAGAGUCAGCUCUACGCGAGGAAUGUGGUUUCAAAUGUUACUGACUGACUGCCCGUGCACCUUGGUUAUGGAAAAAGAGGACGGACGGCAGAUGAACAGUGCAGAAGAGAAGUAUGAAACUUUGGCUUUUGAUGCAGCUCUCAGUACUUUGGUGGCAGUGCUGGUCUAUGUUGCACUAAAGGUAACUUUGGAUGGUAUCCGUCAGUGGAGAGCACGGGUGUCGGUUCUGAUUAUUGGUACCGGUCCGGUUGGGUUAACGUCUGCUUUGGUAGCUGUCCGUUCCGGGAAGGUGCUGAAACUAACUCUGUUGGACGAACGCUAUAGGACAGCACUUCUUUGCAGACCCCAACAGAUCGCUUUGGAUCCCCGCAGUGUGAAGUUCCUUCUAAGCUUAGGAGUUGAUUUUGAUAAUAUGGAGGGCUGUUGGCACAAUGAACAUUUUUUCACUAGGAUCGGUGUCUUUCAAGAGCACCUUUUAAGCAUCUUGGAGCAAAAGAAACAGACCAUGAAUAUACAGAUAAAACUUGGUACUAAGUUUACAGAUGAAUAUUUAAAGAAGAUCCCAGCUUCUGAAUGGCCCAGAAUAAUAGUUGUAGCUGAUGGGUCUUGUGGUGAGUCAUGUUCUGUUCUUGGAAUUAACCCAGACUACAUUGUGGAGUCUUGCAAUGCUUAUGGAGCAAAUGCAGCAAUUGAAAGGGCUGACCAGAGACAGGUACCCACACCAGAGAUACGAGCACAUAGUUUGUACUUUGAUUUGUCAGCUUAUGGAGUUGAUUUUUCUACCACUGGGAAAGAAUCCCUGAGCACACAGCAAGCACCACUAAAGUCUGGCUUUCAUCUGAAGAUCUAUGGAACAUUUCGAAACCGCUACAUGGCUAUGGCAUGCUCAGCCUUGGAUUUAAAAGUGGUCCGUUUUUUAAGGCAUACUACUAAUGCAACAAUUAUGAAGAAUAUAUUCCACCAAUCUUUCAAUGCUUACAAGACUGACAUAGAGCCCAGAGUGAAUGACUUGACCUUACAUCACCUGCAGUGCAGUCGAAGACUCUUUGAAAUUAUGCUUUCCCAUCGAAAGGUCACUGCAGCCUACAUCGAAGGAGAUAACAUUGUUGUCGCUAUAGAAGGAGAAUCAGCGAGAGUGCUGAAUUUUGACACUGGCUGUGGAAUAAACCUGGCCCUAAGAGGACUGGAAUCUUCAGAGGAAUUCUUUUAUAGAAUAGCCACUGCAGUAGACCAAAAUGAUGUCUUUGAAGCACUUUCUGCCAAGAUAAGACAUGCAAAGCAGAUAUCUGAAGACUUCAGGCAGAAUGGAAUACCAACUACAAUGUUUGAAUGAAGAGAUUCUGGAAAGAAAAUGCAUUUGUGCAAGGAAUGCAUCAUGUAAUUGAUGAGGCCUAAAGACCAAAUGGACUGGAAUUACAACUGCUAGGAAGUAAUCACUUUGCACAGCAGAAAACCCAGACUGUAUGGUUAUUUUAACAACACACAUUGUCCAGCUGUGGUAACGCUUGUGGCCGUUCAUCUUUGGAUGGUUUAAUGGUUCUAUGAGGUCUUGUGAAGAGAACUCCAGAAGAAGGAAGCAGUUAUAUUUUGACUACUCAAAUUCACUCGAGUUUUGCAAAGAAAAAACUUUGUCAUAUGUGAUCUAUUAAAUUUGACAUAUCCCUUGAAUUCUAAUAAAAUAACAGGAAAAAAGUUACAUAUCAGCCUAAAAUUAUUCUAGGGUCUCCUUUUUGCCCUUUCAUAUUCAUAAAAGUGUUUAUUUACAGACGUAGUUUCUUCUAGUCUGGUGGAGAAGCUAUGGCUUCCAUUAGUCAUGUCAGUGCUGCUGCUUUGCCAUUCAGGAAGGCGUGGUCCUGCCUCUCUUCACCUAAUGCAGGAGUUAAAUACCUCAUCUUCCAGUGCCACACCCGACACCCCUUCAUUAAAAUGUAGAAUUUUGAAAGUCUCAUAUAGACCCAUGUCUCGAAAUGGCAGUAUAAGCAAAUGGCUGAUAAAUUCUUUAAACAUGAGGGACAAAUAAGGUAGCUACUUAAUAAAGAAUGGGUAAAAUUUUGGAUAAGUAAAUUGGUAACAUUUUGGCUAAGUAAAUAGUAAAGCACUGACUGCCACACCAGAUGACAAUGAUUGUUUGAAAAAGGACCUGUGCAUCUCUGAAGGUGGUCAACAAGAGUCAGUGUCCACAGCAUGCUGGCACCUUCAGGAAGGUAGUGAGGGUUGCAAGAUGCUUAUGACUUCUUGUUUAGCUGGUUGUAGUAUAUGACUAUCUGCAUUUGUGCUUGUGUGUGUGUGUGUGUGUGUGUGUGUGUGUGUGUGUGUGUGCGCAUGUGUCUGUGUGCAUGCACGUGCCUGUGCGCGUGCACCUGUGAAUUUUUUUUUUUUUUACCUUAGGAAUUAACUGAAUGUAAAGAGAAAGAAAUGUGCUGUGCUUAGUCCCUGUGUGGAUCCUUUCUUGUGUGAUGUCAGGCAGUUCCAAUUUAGGAUCAAGGCACUAAGGUCUCUAAAAGAGCAUGUUCUUACAGUCGAAGUCUAUGUGAAAACCUUAAAGAAAAGGAAGUAUUUGAUCAAAUAUAAAGUAUCACUGAAAUUUAAAAACUUAGUCAUACCACUUUAGAUGUUUUUGGUGAAGAUGACACUUUGACCACAUUUUUCAGCUAAAGGCCACACAUGUUCAUUUAUUUUCAGACAUGAUAUUCUUAAAAUAAGAAGCGGGCUCUGAAAUAUAUGAAUGCACACACGGGCUCAGUUCUACUGAAUGAACUGCCAGCUCUUGCUUAGGGCUAAAUAAAAGGGCCGUGAUUAUGUGGAUGAGACCGUGGACAUGUGGCAGUUUUUUUAUCUUUAGUAUGUACUGUGCUAAGCGUCCACUUUCAGUGGCCUUCUACCAUUAAAGAAAACCUCUCUUUGUACUUUUUAUGGCACUUCAUGCAAAUAAAAGUUUUCAUGGGACAAUUUUUAGAAAGAAUAUGAAAUAAUGAAAAACAUAUCUAUGUAUUCAAGCACUGCAUACUAGAGCACACACACACACACACACACACACUUCCUAGAACUAUUACUGUGUGUGUAAUCACAGAGGAUCGUACACACAAUUUUUUUAUGGGAGCUCAGGGCAAUAGUGUUAAACUGAGCAAGCAGGUUUGACAGACUAAUUGGAUUCAAAAUGACGACUUUCCUCAAUGGUUCAAAACAGGGAAAAUGCUGUAAAAUGGCCAAAUAACUCUGGAUACGAAGAAGUGCACAUGAAGGCAAACUAGACACAGAAGCAAGAUCAGGGUGCAUACAUAAGAAAAAGGAUUUUGUGCCUUUGUCUGUGUUACUAAGUCUAGUGUUAAGCAUCCAGCUUCUGUUCCUUUCCACACUUAACCUGUUCCAAGUUUUACUGUUUAUCCCAGGUGGCAUCACAGACAACUAUCUUAUAUCAAUUCAUGUUAAUUCUUUUGUUGAUGUAUUCCUCAGUUAUCCAUCUUUAACUAAAGUUUACUAGUUAAUGCAAUGCUACUUAACUUGCCCAGUAUGUAACAAGCUGUUGAUACUGUGUGUGGAAGGAAUCCUUCUGUUUAACUACAAAGAGCACUUUAAAAUGCCACAUUCACCAGUGAGUGAAACAAAAAUGGGUACAGAAUUCAGAUAAACAUAUGAAGUUGUACGUGGCAGGAAGUGCUACUACCCUCCCAACCAACAGAAGAAUUAUGUGACUUCAGUAAUGUCUCUGAUGUGAGAUAAUGUGUACUAAAACACUGCUGAUGUUUCAUACAAAUGUAAAUGUGAGUUGUUGUCAAGCCGAAUGCUGCAUGUUUGGAAGUUGUUUUAGAAAUAGCUGAUAUAAGUUAUCUUCCUGACAAUUAAAUGAGCAGGUUACGGCAGUCAUCAUGAACAGUAAGAAUCAGUUCAUUUAAAUGUGUGUAUGAUUAUUUCAGUCGUAAGAGUUUGUAGUCUAGAAUGUUAUACAGAACACAGUCUUCAGUAAAACUUGCUAUAAAUAGUUGCCAUAUUAAAUUAGCCUCAUUAUUGUUCUUUGGAAAUGCUAUUAAUGUGACAAUAUUUUACUUUUUUCCCUGUAUAAGUAAAAACAGAAACAAGACUCUGUAUUUAAAAUGGUAAAGAGGCAGUUCACCAAAUAAUGUUGUUGUUAAGCACAUGAAUGUAAGAUAAUAAAUAAUAAUGGUUAUUUGGACAACAUA
Messenger RNA from Protopterus annectens (West African lungfish), 4978 nucleotides. RefSeq lists its product as uncharacterized. The record is from RefSeq and is a predicted model, not a curated record. Bases 823 to 2133 code for a protein of 436 amino acids. The transcript is spliced from 5 exons. NCBI's taxonomy places the organism in Eukaryota, Metazoa, Chordata, Ceratodontiformes, Protopteridae.